AUGUCUGAUAAGGAGGAUUUAAAAAAAUAUUUUGAUGAGGAUAAUCAAAAUCAGCCGCAUAAACUUCCUGGUCCAGAUAUAUCUAAUCCAAUAUGGAUGGUAACUCGUAGGCAACAUACUGAAGUGUCACCUGUUCAUGUUCGUGAUGCUGAUACAUAUGAAGUUGUAUCAUCACCGUAUCAUACACGUUCAGUAACUACAACAGAAAGAGUUCAUGUAAUGCAGACACCAUUAAAUAUAGAUAUAGAAGAUAUUAAUGAAGAUUUAAUUUCUUCUUUAUCACCAACAGGAAACACCAGUAAAACAGUUUUUUCAACUACAUCUACACAUCUUGAAGGUCCAACACAAAUUCAUGGUGGUCUUACUUUAUCAGGAGCACCAUUACAUUUAGGUGUUCAAAUGCAACCAGAAUCAAGGCAAACAACCACUGUAAUUACCACAACAACAACAACAUACCGUGUCGUGGAAUCAUCAGAAGAAAUACCAAUGGAAACAGAUGAAGAUAUAAUGUCACCAAUGACAAUCGAUUUACAAUUUUUACGUGCUAUGGCUUCACCUCAAUCUACGCAUGUAAAAACAGACAUUCUUAUUCCAUCAAAAUCUAGUAAAAAUUCAGAUUUUGAUAAAAGUACUGAUUCAUUAUCACCUAAAGACCAAAAUUAUGUUAUAAUAAAUAAAACUGAAAAUUCAAAUCCUGUUUCACCAUCAAGUGAAAAAACAAAAUUAAUAUUUGAAUACAUUCCAUAUGAUUCUAAAUACCCUGAACAAGCAACAUAUACUGGACCAGUUACAAUAACACAAAAAAAAGACGAUUUACAAACAUUACCAAUUCAACAUCAUGUUCAGAUAUAUCAUCCAACAGGACAAAGUGAUAUUUCUCUUGAAAUGGAAAAUGUUCAUAAAAUAGGUGAAAAGCGAUAUCAAAAAAGUAGUAUAUUUAAAAAUAUGUUUAAAAGAAGAAAAUCAACAGGAGAAAAUAAUACAAUUCCUGAAUACAAUGAAAAUAUUUCAAAUAAUAGUGAUAUAAAAGAUUUAGAAGAAUUGGCAUUAGAUGAUGAAGGUAAUCUAACUACUAACGUUAAAAUAAAAACAGAAACAAUUAAAAAAGAUGACCCAAAAAAAAAUUUAGGAUCAAAAAUAAGUCAAUUCUUCAAAAAAAAUCAAGGUAAAGAAAAAGAUUUAAGUAAAGAAGAAAAUUUAGAAUAUUUAAUAGAUAACAAAAAAUUAGAUAGCAUGCUCGAUCAUACAUCGCUUCCAGCUUAUUCAGAAAGCUUUACAAAUGAUAAUCAACAAAAAAAAUUAGAAAAAAUAGAAAAAAAAAUUAUGCCAGCUAAUAUAGAAAAAACAUUUUCACCAGAUUAUAUUUAUGAAAAAUCGAACGAACAACAUUAUGAUAUAAUAGAAAAAAAAGCAGAUUUAUUAGAAGAACCAAUAGAAUUUCAUGUUUAUAUAUAUCAUCCCGGAUGGUAUAAUGAUAUAAAAGAAGAAAAAAACAAAGGCAAUAAUAAAUUAACAACAACAAAUUUACAAAAAUACAACGAAAAAAAAGAAUUUAAUAAGAAUAAUCCGGAAAACGAAAAUAAAUUUAACGAUAGUAUGAAUAACGAAAAUAUUUUAAACGAAAAUGAUUAUAUAAUAGUAGAAAAUGAUGAAGUAGAUAUUCAACAAAUUGAUGAUUUUGAAAAUAUAUAUCAUUACCCAAAAAAUGAUACACAAACAGAUUCAAAAAUUAAUGAUAACGCAAAAGAGAAAAAACCAAAUAAUAUUAAAGACAAAAAAGGUAAAUUUUCCAAAAUUACAAGUUUAUUUGGAACAAAAUAUGUUGAUUAUCCUUUUGAAUCUGAACCAUUUAGUGGCAAAUUAGAAGAAAUUAAACCUUCAGGAGAAUUAAGUGGACUUGAAUUACAACAAUACAUUAAAAAUAUUCCGUAUGGGUGCUAUGAUAAACUUAAAGAAAAAGAAGAACAAAUAAAAAAUAUAGAUAGAAGUGAAACAAAAGAUCCAAAAGAUCUAAUUUUGGAAAAAGGAAAACAUCUUAAAAAUGAUAUUUUAGGAAUGUUUAAAAAGGAAUAUGGAGAUUACCCUAUUUCAGAACCAUAUCUUGGUGCACUAAAUGAUAUAAAUAAACAGAAUGAUCUCGAUGAAGAACCAUUAAAUUUACAUGUUUCUAAAUAUCAUGUAGGAUAUUAUACAACAAUAGAGAAACCAAAAGAGGAUAAUAAAAAACUUCAAAAGGAACCAAGUGAUUCUGGUGACAAAAAAGGAAGAUUUGCCAAGAUUACUAGUAUUUUUAGUGGAAAAUCAGUUGAUUAUCCAGUAGAUUCAGAACCAUAUAGUGGUAAAUUAGAAAAAACUAAGACUUCAUCUGAAUUAUCAGGUGUACCAUUAGAGCAAAAUGUUGAAACAAUUCCUUCUGGAUACUAUGAAAAAUUGGUUGAAAAAGAUGAACCAUUAAAAACAGUUGAUGUAAAUGAAAUUAAAAAACCAGGAGAAUCGCUAAAAGAAAAAGGAAAGCAUCUUAAAGAUGAUAUUCUUGGAAUGUUUAAAAAGGGUCAUAGUGAUUACCCAGUUUCUGAACCAUAUACUGGUAAAAUAGAAGAAACUAAGCCUUCUUCUGAAUUAACUGGAGUUUCACUACAACAACAUGUUGAAGCAAUUCCUUCUGAAUACUAUGAUAAAUUAAUUGAGAAAGAUGAACCAGUAAAAACAGUUGAAGUAGAAGAAAUCACUGAUCUGCAAUGA
Messenger RNA from Strongyloides ratti, 2742 nucleotides. RefSeq lists its product as hypothetical. NCBI's taxonomy places the organism in Eukaryota, Metazoa, Nematoda, Chromadorea, Rhabditida, Strongyloididae. The record is from RefSeq and is a predicted model, not a curated record. The coding region runs from base 1 to 2742 and encodes 913 amino acids. The transcript is spliced from 4 exons.